Molecule: messenger RNA, 7525 nt
Organism: Nannospalax galili (Upper Galilee mountains blind mole rat)
Lineage: Eukaryota; Metazoa; Chordata; Mammalia; Rodentia; Spalacidae
Gene: Ccdc177
Product: coiled-coil domain containing 177
Exons: 2
Coding region: 1719-3821 (700 amino acids)
Source: RefSeq, a predicted model, not a curated record
CUAGCUUUAAUUUUAUUAUCUGGAAUUAGCAACUCAUAAAACGCUACAUCACACGUUCUGCCUGCUUCAAACCCGUAAGAGUAUUUUGGGCUUUUUUUUUUUUUUCAUUAAAAAAAUUUUAGGUCGGCAAAGUAAUGGCAUCUUCGUACUUGAAGAAUAAAACCACAGUUUAGAUCAGAUGCCAUAUUUCUGUCUAAUUACUUGCUAUCGUGUUUGUUUCCUUCUCAGGGUCCCCCUGAGAAAUGUGCUGAGUGAUUCUUUCAUUGUACCUAGCUUAGGUGCUGAAAGGCUAGUUUCUUGGUGAUGUUGCUAUAUACACAUCUCUAUAUAUGCAUUACAUAUGUCUCGAUACAUAUAUUAACAUAUGUAUACAUAAAUAUAUAGAUGCUGUAUUUUUAAUUUCUUCAUCAUUCUCUAAGCAAACAAACGAACACUCUUAAAGUGUCCACCAGGAGGCGCCCAGGGCAGCGAAAGACCUGCGGUACCUUGGCAAGGGAGGUGGAGAUGGAUGCAGCGGUGAUGGAACUCGGCUGCCUUUUUUUAAGAAUCAGUGCGGUGUGAGCAAAGGGAGCAGAGCCGCGUUAUUUUAGGGAGGCUUUAUCGCACUCCCCUCUCGCGAGUAGGUAGCCCCUGGGACAUGUACGCCCUGCUCGCGGACCCCAUGGAGAGACGCUGGCGGUGGCAGCUGGAGCUCCUUUCACUGCUGCAGCCGGCAGAAACCCGACCCCGCCGGCGCCAGGACUGAAGAGACCCUGAGGACAGCGCUGUGCGGUGAACAAAAGCCCUCGGCGACGGGGGCUCGAGCCCGACCUGGGGUAAGUAGACCCGCCUAGGGACCUAAUAGCGGCGGGCACUGAACGGUCAGGCUCGCAGCGCCCUAGGAGCCCAGCCGGCUGUGAUGUUGUGUGGGAACUGAUGGGCAUCUGGGGGCCGGCAUCCUAGCCUAUUCUGGGGUUGAUAGAACAUUUAGCUGCAUCUUCAGCCUUGGAGGAGAUCGAGUGCAUGGGGUAGGAUCCAGGUGCACAAUUCCCCCCCCCCGUGGGGGGUGGAGGAGGCUGGCAGAGCUCCCAGCAAGCCCUGCUGGAGAGGCAGGAGAAAGAAGGAUCCAUCACCCUUUGCAAAAGAACCUUUGGGGACUUCUCUCAGUCCUUCCAAUCACCCGGGGCCCCGCGCCCGGGGUCCCUUUGGCAGCGAGAAAUCAACCAUAAACUUCUUCCUAGGCCACUGGAGUCCUCACACCAAUGAACUCCGGGAUGAACAGGCCGGUUCCCUUUUUUGUUUCUGCAAAUCUGCAUCCCCAGCAGCCCGCCUAAACCACAAACAAAUACGCUAAUCCUCCCGGAAUCCUCCAGCGCCUCCCUCUCUGGUGGCUGCCUUGCGCCUCGGUCUUUCCAUUUUAGCUUGCAGCAGGAGGGGAUGCAUCUAACCCGGCUGACGCCAGAGUAGUCUCUCCCCAGGCCUCGCAUUCCAAUAUUGAGGGAGACUGAAGCUGCUCUCUGGGCCCCAACAUCCCCCCAACUCCACCCGCCUCCCAGCCUGGGUUUUCCAGGGCAUGGGUUUUAGGAUUUACUUUCCACCACGCCUCUGAGCCUUAAUCUGAAAUCCAAUUGAGUUGAUAGAGGUGAAUGUGGUUGAGGAGGGAGAAACAGCUCUCAAAUGUAUUCCUCUAAGUCCUUCCUUGUCACCACAGAGACUCCAACAAAGGACGAGGCUCAGCUAUGGUGGACCCGGUGCCAGAAGAGGAGGAGGGAGCGGAACCCGGUGGCUCGGAAGGGGAUGGGGCCACAGCGUCCGUGCCCCCGGAUGCCCAGGGAGCCCAGCAGCCUGCGGCUUCCUCGGCCUCCGCCGCCGCGCCGCUGCCCCGGAAGGCCGAAGUCCCGUGCGGAGCAGAAGGCGGGCAGCGGGAGCAGUCUCCGCUGCUGCACCUCGACCUCUUCAACUUCGACUGUCCCGAGGCCGAGGGCAGCCGCUACGUGCUGACCAGUCCUCGCUCGCUGGAGGCCUGCGCCCGCUGUGCCGUCAAGCCGGUGGAGCUGCUGCCCCGCGCGUUGGCCGACCUAGUGCGCGAGGCCCCGGGCCGCUCCAUGCGAGUGGCCACCGGCCUGUACGAGGCUUACGAGGCUGAGCGGCGAGCCAAACUGCAGCAGUGCCGUGCCGAGCGAGAGCGCAUCGUGCGCGAGGAGAAGCGGCGCCUCUUCACGCCCUUGGGCCCCGCAGCAGCCCCGGCCUCCGCCUCGGCCCUGAGCGCAGGCAGCAGCAGCAGCAGCAGCUGCAGCAGCAGCCUCCCGGCCUCGCCCGCACCGCGUGUGGCCCGAAGGACCUCUCCCAGUCCGCCCUCCGCCAGGACCCGGCCUCCACCCGCGGGCUCCCGGACCGGGAGGAAGAGUCAGUCGCUGGACUCACUGUCCCGCCGGCGUGACGGUACCCUCAGCUCCGAGUCGGGCGCAUCGUCGUCGUCCUAUAGCGGGGAGAGCCUUCGGGAACUUCGCUGGCCACCUCGAGGCCCCGCCAGGAACAGCUGCCCAGCGGGCUCAGCUUCCUCUGCGCCCAACCCACUGGGCCGCCCUUCUGCCCUUGACCUGGUUCCACUCACAAGCCGCAGCUUCAGUCUCGGCGACCUGAGCCACUCGCCGCAGACCGCUCAGCACGUGGAGCGCAUAGUGCGCCAAGUGAGGGCCGAGCGCGGCCUGCGCGGGGUUCCGGAGCGCGACCGCAAGAUAGCGGCGCUCAUGCUGGCGCGUCACCAGGAGGAGCGACUGUUGCUGGAGCAGCGCGCCGCGGCCCACGGCCAGUGGGAGCAGCAGCGUGUGCGCGCCGAGCAGCGGCGGGAGCGCGAAGAGCGCGAGAAGCAGCGCGCCCUGGAGCGGGGCCGGCGCGCCUGGGCGGCGCAGGUGGAGGAACGGCGCGGCCGGCGGGGCCGGGAGGAGCGCGAGGCGGCGCGGAGGCAGCAGCAGCAGUGCGAGCGCAGCGAAGAGCGACGGCGGGAGCUGGCGGAGCGCCAGGGUCUGCUGCGGCGGGAGAGGGCGGAACGCGUGGCGCGGGACGACCGGCUGCGCAAACUGCAGCAGGAGCAGAACCUGAAGCAGCGGGAGGAGGGUCUGCAGGAAGGGCGGGAGCGUGCGGAGCAGGUCCGUAGGGAGCGCGCUCAGCGGGCGGCCUGCGCCAAGCAGCGCCAUGAGGGCCAGCUGCAGCGCGAGAAGCGGGAGAUGAGCCGGGCGGAGCGUGCGCGCCACGAGGCGCUGCUUCGAGGCCGGGUCCGGCAGCAGCAUGAGGAGCGAGAGGGCCUGCGGAGCUCCUUGGAGGCCAGCUUGGGGCGCGCGCAGGAGAACUACGGGCAGCUGAUGGAGCAGCGUGCCCGGGAGCUACGGGAGCGGGCCCGGCGGGAGGAACUGCAGGGUCGGCGAGCCAAGGAGGCGGCCGAGCGCAAAGAGCGGGAGCAUCAGGCACAUUUGGAGGCGCUGGCGCGGGCUGGGGAGCGACGGCUGCAGCACGCGGCGCAGGUGGCGGAAGAGGCGGUGCAGCAGAAGGCCCGGCGCGUGGUCCAGACCCGACUGGAGAAGGAGAGGGCCCAACGCGCGAACAAGGAGAAGGUGGAGAGGGACGAAGACUGCCGCCGCCGGGAGCUGCUCCAGGCCAUUGGGCGCAAGCUGGAGCGCAGCGAGCAGCUGUUUCGAGAAAGGCGAAGCGCUUUGGAGAGCGCUCGCUCCACGGCCCGGGCCUCCUUCCACGUGCGGGAGAAGGUUCGGGAAGAGACCAACAGGCGCUCCUUCGACCGCAUGGUGCGAGAGGCCCAGCUACAAGCCAGCCUGGAUCGCAAAUGACAGCCGCCUUGUGCCGGCCAGACUGCACCAUUUAGUCCGGUGGGGCCUCCCUCAGCCACUUUGACCAUACCCUGGGAGGCUUCACUCCAGGCCCCGCCCCACCACCAAGUCUCUAGACUUCUAAACCAGGAGACAGUGAGAGGCUGGACACUCGGGACUUUUAAAUCUUCCACCUUCGUUUUUACAAACUUACUUUAUUUGGAGAUGACUUGGCAGUCUCCCCACAUUCACCUUUGCCAAACCCCAAUAUGUGUUUUUCUAUUCCAGUAGAAAGCACCUGGGGUGAGAGAGGAUUCCCUUAGGAGAGAGCACAGAGGUGAAUGUCAGGGCCCCUCUGCAACAGCUGCCUCAAGCAUCUUUCUGAGAUUUGUGUCCAAGACAACUUUCAGUUGCAGCAGCUGAGGGGCAUCUCCCUGGCUCACCUCCGUCUUUCAAAUAUAAGUUGCACAAAACUUGUCUCCUCAGAAAGCACAGCUCUUUGAAGAUGUUAGUCCAUGCACAGUGAUCAAAAAAGCUAUUGGUCUUGAAUGCUGGACCAUUAAUUGGACACCUGAGCAAAUUCUCUUGUUAAUUCCCAUAGUUUUUCAGUUGAGUCCCCUAGGUUUUCUAGUUAGACAAUCACCUGCAGAUAAUAAUCAAUUUGUCUCCCUUUUCCUUUCUUAUUCUCCCAUGUGACGCAGGAAAUGGGUUGGAUUGGUGAUGCUGCUUAGCUUUAAUGGAAGCCUUCAGCUCUCUCCCUCCCUGAAGAUGGUGGUUUCCUUCGGCAACAGUGUUCCACCCAGUGAAGCUUCUAUGGAAAUCGAUUUACUUCAGUGGAAGAAGUGUCUAAUGCCACUUCCCAGUGUGGGAUCUGCUCCUGCAGACAGCAGCCAUGCCUUAAGAAGCAGAGCUACCUUACGUGCCUGCCCAGGCUAUGCCUGCCUGAAGCUCUAGCUCUGAAUGCAGUCUCGAGGUGGGCCCCGGAGAGUCUGCUGUGUGGGACUCCCUCUGUGUAGGAGUCAGUUCUGUGUGCUAAGGACAAUUGAGAAUCCUUGGCCGCUUGCCUGUGGUGACUGAAGGACCAGAAUUGCCCCUGCGUUGAAUUGUGCUGGUGUUGGUAGGGUUAUCUCUCUUCCUGCCCUAGGAAAGAGUCUUCCUUUUAAAUUCCUGGUACCCUCUCAUCUAUACCUGAAGUAUUUGAUGGGGGUCUCUUGGUGCCUCACCUUUCCCAUCUGACAGAUGGGGCCAUUAGAACUCUUCUGGUACCUCAAGAUCUCCUGGAUCCAAAGCACCACUUCAGUGUUAUUUGUUGGUCUCCUUUGUGCCUUUCUUGACCUGGAGUUGGGAGGCAAGAGGAUUGCUGUUAGACUCGUUUGUUUCUGGGAAUAUGGGUUCCUGGUAGUAGAUGGGGCAGUGCAGCACAGGCAGGUGGUCAUUUAGCCUCUGGGGGAAAAUACUUGCAAUACCUGACCACUCCCUGGUCUAAAGGUUGUUACCACUAGGCAAUUUUAACCCUUAGAGUGUUCCUUCUAUGAAGCUGAAAUUGACCCCACUUAUAUCCACCCAUCACUCUGCCUUCACUAAGGAAGAUGGAAGAAAAUCAUCCUUUUUUUAUAUUAAAUCAAGGUCAGGAAGUAAACUAAAAAUACCAAAAAAAGAAAGAAAGAGAGAGAAAGAAAAGGAAUCAGGGUAGAGAACUACUACAUUAGAAUGUCUGGUAUAUUUUCUGCUGGGCAUAAUUGUCUCUAAAGUGACUGGUUACUACACACACACACACACGCGCGUGCCCACAUACCUUGUCACCCCAUCCUAUUACAUGCUAAGGAGAGUCUUGUAUUGAAGGAAGCUGUGUUUAGGUGUUACAUGUGAGAUACUGUGAAACCAGGAAAGGAGCUUUGAACCAAGGCUUAUUUCUUGAAUGGUUGACUAUUUCCUUCUUGUCAGUGAGCUGUAAUAAUUGGUGUUGUCUAUGAGUCAGGAGCAUUUAACUAAAAUGUUAAUGUGAUUCGAGUUCUUUGAUCUUGUGGUUCCUGAGUUGCUUCUGAACCCUUCCCAGGAAGCUCUACCCUAAAACUACUUCUUUCAAAGUAUGGGCAUUAUUAUGAGGAAGCAAUCUGGUUUUCUGGACAAAGCAGUGGAAGGCACAGGUGAUCUUACCUGGCCUUUUACCCAGUUUGUUUUUCACCUUACUGAGUGACUUUGGGUAGAUCAUCUUUCGGUACCUUAGUUCCCACACCUGUAGAUCAGGGAUUAUGGUUCCUAUCUUUCACUGUAUGCAAACACUGAGGGUAAAUUAGAAUCCAAGGCACUCUUCCAGUUCUAGCAGUCUGGAAUGCAGGUGCAGUCACUAUAAACGUGUGUGUGUGUGUGUGUGUGUGUGUGUGUGUGUCAUAACUGCUAUGGCUGGAGAGUGUAAUAUACUUUAUGACUUGGUGCAGAAAGAAUGGUCUUGAAAAGGAAACUACAAAUUGUAGUGUCACAUGCAAUGCAAAGGCCCAGGCCUGAAUGGCACCAAAGUAGAGGUUUGCACUGAGAGAACCACUGUGUAAAAACAAAAAUGUAGAUUUUUACCAAAAAAGUCCCAUAUAGCCAAGUAUAAUUACAACAAAUCCAGAAUUCAAACUUCAUGACAGUAAGAAAUGGUUCCUUCAAAUUCCAGACCAUAUGAGGGGUGGCUCAUAUCCUAGCACUCAGCUGCCAUAGGAGGAUAAUGAAUUCAAGGCCAGCCUGGGCUACUUAGUGAAACACUGCCCUAAAACAACAACACAGUAAGGAAGAAAGACCUGUAUAUUCUAAGGAUAUGCCCAUGUUUCUCUCUGAAGAAGAUUAAUGUCCAGAAUCCUUGAACCCUUAAUUUAUAUUCUUUUUAAAAAAAUGUUUCCAGAGAGAAUAGUUUUAUACUUCUUUGAAAUGCAACAAGAGGACAUUGGAGGGGAGCAGGGAUGAUGUGUGCAGAAUUAUCCCUGAACAGCAUUGUAACAAAUGCCCCAGGAAUGGGGGACUUAGAAGUCCCUUUAAUUUGGUUGAUUACCAAGGAAACAAAUGAGCCUAACCCAUUUCAGAGGAAAUCAUCCCUGAAGCUAGUCCAAUGUCCUUCUGAGGCACGGACCAGUGUCUGUACCCCAUCUGGACAGGAAAAAGGAAAUGUCCCUUUGGAAGCAUAUAGACUGGGUUCAAUGGGGAUGGUAAUCAGACUUUGCUAAAGGCAAAAAGUCUGUAGGGUAGUGGAGAUAGAAGAAUGUCUCAGUUCAUUUUGUAUUGCUCUAACAAAACCCCUGCCUAAUUUAUAAAUAAAAGAGAUUUGUUUGGCUCACAAUUCUGGAGGUCCAAGGAGCAUGGUACCAGCAUCUGUUUGCCUUCUAAUGCAGACCUCGGGAUGACAUCACAUCUCAGGGGCACGUGGAGAGGGUGUCAUAAGAUAGGAAGCAAGAGAUUGAGAAAAGGCCCAGACACACUUGCAUAUUAACACGCGCUGGCAGGAAUGCAUCCGUUCCCACCAGAUCCAACUCAUCCUGCAAUACCAGCAUUAGUCCAUCCAUGAGGGUAGAAUCUACAGUGUUAACUACUUUCUAUUAGACCCCACCUCUUAGAAGUCCCACCACCUCAACACUGUCAUCCUGGGAAUCAAGUCUCUAGCACAUGAAUUGUUGAGCAAUAAACCAUACCCAAGGUAUACCAUGUAAAAUGCAGUCUGUAUUCAAGCCAUUAUGCAGUCUCUGUCACUU